Messenger RNA from Drosophila gunungcola (fruit fly), 1720 nucleotides. It is a transcript of the gene BCL7-like, whose product is annotated as B-cell CLL/lymphoma 7 protein family member B-A. Lineage: Eukaryota; Metazoa; Arthropoda; Insecta; Diptera; Drosophilidae. The record is from RefSeq and is a predicted model, not a curated record. The transcript has a single exon. The coding region runs from base 309 to 749 and encodes 146 amino acids.
CUAUCGAAUGCUCGAUAGCACGAGUUCACAUCACGCCUACAACUAUCGAUUGUACUUUAUUUUGUAAAAAUAAAUUUGCAAAUUUGGCUAGAAAAAUUCAAGUAUCUACUGGCUAAAAUCCGGACUGAAAGAACAUCGAAACACGAGACCGCAGCAGUGACUGCCACUCAAGAGAUUCGGCGACCAGGACUUCAGCGUAAAACAGCCGGAAAACAAGAAGCGGCUUUUCGCGACGACGCCGACAUUGGCAGAGGAAAAGCGGGGAAAGCGAGGAAAGCGGGGACAGUCAGCGCCAUCGAGCUACAGCCAUGUCGCGCAGCGUGCGGGCAGAGACGCGGAGUCGGGCGAAGGAUGACAUCAAGCGGGUGAUGCAGGCGGUGGACAAGGUGCGCCACUGGGAGAAGAAGUGGGUGACCAUCAGCGACACGACCAUGAAGAUCUACAAAUGGGUGCCCAUCGCCUCCGCCAGCGAGAAGAAGUCCAAGCUGGAGGCCUCGCCGGGCUCGGCCCUCAACCGCCGCCCGCCCACGAGUUCGGGGGGCGUGCCCGUAGGCGGCAGCGGCAGCAAGAGCGACAAGGAGAACUCGCAGAAGGGCACGCCCACGCCGCCCCAGAUCACGCCCAGCUACCAGGGACUCACCGCCGAGGACUCGAACACCUGUAAGAGCACACUAUAUGGUCGCCAGGACCUUUCCAGAGCCCCCUUGUCCCAGCUUGUGUACCAGACCCCAAGAUAUUACCAACUAUAGGGCUACAUUUCUUAUAAAUUGUUUAAUAAUCAUAAUUUUUUGCCCUUAUAUGCCUAGUUUACCUGUAAGAAUGUAGAAUAUGGUAAUCUGACCCCUUUCUUAUUUAUCUGCCCCUCAGAUAUUUUCAAAACUAUCUUCUGUCCGUAGGUUUGGCACCUAUUUGGUUCCAUUAUGACUCACAAGCGGUUGCUGAGCCUCUAGAGUCCCCAUUUUAAUAUGAUUUUGCCUCAGAUACUUAUUGCACUUUCAAAUAUUGUCAUAACCAUUAACUAUAGCGUUACUUUUCAUACAACUUGUUAUACAAUCAUAAUUUGAUGCCCAAAAUGCCUUGUUUACAAACUUCUAUACCUGUAAAAACGCAGAAUAUAGUAAUCUGAUCCCUAGUCAUUUAUCUGUUUAUUUUUAAAACUUCUCUGUAUUUAUGCAUAGAUUUUGAUCCAACAUGACUCAUAUUUUCAAGGUAGCCGUAACUAUACCUCAAGUUCCUAUUCAAGAUCGUAUUGAGAAUCAAUAAUUUUUUGUCCUUAAAUGACAAGGCUGUAGAAUAUUGUAAUCUGAUCACUUGUCAUUUAUCUGUCCAUAAGAUAGUUUCAAAACUUAUUAUUUCAAUUGUCAGGCACUUAGCAAGCGGAACGAUACAGUUAUAACUAAUAGUUGUUAAAAAUGCCUAGUUUACAGACAGUUGUCUUUUCAAUGUCGAACAUAGUUCACCGAAUCACUAAAUUUUGCAUUGGUUAUUUUCAUUUAUAACUCAAUAAUUCUUGCUAGGGUUUCUGAACCUCUAGAGUCAAAUUUUUAAUUAUUUUCUGCCAGGCAUUUAUCUCCCUUUAAGAUAUUAACAUAAUUAUUACCUAUUGGGCUCCAUUUGAUAGAAAUUCUCGUCUAGAAUUCAUAUUAUAUGCCCUGAAAUGCCUAGUUUACAGACUCCGUUAGCUGUGAAAUGUAGAAUAUGGUAAUCUGAACUCUUUGUG